Pantherophis guttatus is the source of this 3244-nucleotide messenger RNA. Lineage: Eukaryota; Metazoa; Chordata; Lepidosauria; Squamata; Colubridae. The record is from RefSeq and is a predicted model, not a curated record.
GUUUCUGAUCCAAAGCCUUGGGGAAGUUCACUCAGCUAAGCGUGUUGUGCAAGGACAGGGAACAUAUCUGGAGCUGUAGACUUCUUCCUACACACAAGUGAAUGCAGCUGCCCCGCCUGUUGUUGUCCUCCUGAAUCCAGCUGGUUCAGUUGGUGAAACUCAGGAAUCUGUAGGUGCAAAACAAGAAGGAAAGGAAGGAGGACGGAGAACGAUGAAGUUGGACAACAAGCCAUGAAGGUCCCGAGAUGGGGAACUCCUUGGAGACUCCGUUCCUUUGCUGAAGGACAUUCCUUGGCAGCCAAGAAGUCAAGCUCGGGCGAGUUUGACGCCAGUUCUCACAUUCUCUCCUUGAAGGCUUGCAAACUCAAGAGGCCGGUCAGGAAGAAAUAUCAGCCGGGAUUGUGGCACCACUGGAAGAGCAGAUGUAGUCUUGGGAGCUUCUAAGAAUUCUUCCUCCCGUAGAAUGGGACAAAGCUGGGAUUCAAAGGCUUGACUGGCAAGGCCACCAUCCCCUUUUCAAGCUUCGAUUCAUCCGAUCUGCAUUUUGGGGGGAGUUGCGUUCCAGCAAGCAGCAUGCCGACGGAGAAAAUGGAGGUUUUUUAUAAACACCUUUCCUUGAGAGUCUCUUUCCUGGCCCUAUGGAUUAUUCUGGUCCAAGCAAGCAGGAUCAAUAUAGUGUCCAUCCCGGAGACCCCUGCCGAAGGCCAGAAUGUCACUUUCUCCGUGGAAAGAGUGCAGGGAGACAUCCGUGAAGUCAACUGGUUCCGAGGAAUGGCCUCUCAGGGAUCUUCAAGGAUCUUCAGUUUUUUCCCCGGAAAUUAUCGUCCUCAGCGCAACGGGGUUCAAUUUACCAACAGAGAAUUUGGUUUCCACAAUGGAUCUAUGCAGAUCACUGGGCUCAAGGCCAGUGACGUCGGCCAGUACAACGUUGUGAUUUUACUGCGGCCCAAAGAAAUCCUCAACGCCUCCAUUGAUCUCCGGUUGGCUACACCACCUCUGGCCACGGUGACAACGGCGACAACAGCAACAACAACGGUGACAACAGCAGCAACAGGAACCUCACCCAUUAAGGAAGUUCCCAAAGAGCCUUCGAAGUUGGGCUGGAUCGUGGCCGGGGUGCUGGUUGGCGUUUUGCUGUGCGGGGCACUCGGUGCCAUUAUGAUUUAUCGGUUUGUUUUACGGAAAUCGGAACCCGGCACAGGGGUAACAGGAAAAUUGGAUCUAGCAGCAAGAAUGUCGCCUCCAUCUAAACAUGAUGACAAGGAACCCAUUUAUGAGGUGGUGGAUUCUCCAGUGGAAUCACCAAAGGAUCUGCCCCCGAUCUCUGGCCCUCUUCCGCCCCUUCCAGGGACUUGCCCCAAGUUGGACUCAAACUAUACGGAUUUACUCUACAGAGCCGAGUCCUGUUUACUCUGAAAUCAAGAGAUGAUACUGUUGCUGAGAGAUUCCUGAUUCUUGGGUCAUCUUGGAUAAUGACCCAUCCAAAAAUGUUAGGACAAAAACAAAAUACUGUAAUCCAAAUAUUUCUAUCUUUAUGGGAUCGAAGAGUCUUUUCUCUGCCAGACUGCAAGACUGUCUCUUGAUGGAAUGGAGUCAAACAGAAUUGGGCAGUCAGUUGGCCAUCAUCAUUCACCCAAAAUGUGGGCUACGAUUUAGAAGAUCUAGAGGGAUGGAAGAAGAAAUGGACAGCGGGGCUGUCAUUCUAUGUAGACUUGCUCGGGGGUUGGACUAGAAGACCUCCAAGAUCCCUUCCAACUCUGUUAUUCUGUGAUCGUGCAAUUUGUUUAAAAAUUCUGAGGGCCCCAGAUGUGUCUCUCUCUGUGUGCGUGCAGAUCUUGCACAGAUGUCCAGCUGACCUCAGCUAUGAGACCAGAUGGUCAGCCUAGAAGAUGGGCUGCUGCGAGACAGCCAGAAAGUAAUGAGGACGUCUUAAGACUUUUGAGGAUUUCAUCAACGUUGGCUAUCUCCAAGAGGAAGCGUGUUUAAUCCCAUCGUACGUCUGUAGCCAUCGCCCAUCUGAUGUUCUCCUUGUUUCUCUACACCAGCGGUGUCAAACUCCCAGAAUUUUCCAGCUAGGAUUGUUUCUCAAACUUGACUCUUUAAGAUGGGUGGACUUCAACUCCCAAAUUCCCAAGCCAGGAUUGUUUCUCAACCUUGACCCUUUAAUAUAGAUGGACUUCAACUCCCGGAAUUCCUCAACCAGGACUGUUUCUCAAUCUUUGUCCUUUAAGAUGGGUAGAUUUCAACUCCCAGAAUUCCCUUGGCAGCUUGAAGAGAUGUGGACUUCGACAUGCCUUAAAGUUGGCGAGCUUGAGAAAUCCUUGUUUAAGGUCUAAUCCAGGGGUGUCAAACUCAGUUUCAUUGAGGGCCGCAUCAGGGCUGUGGUUGACCUCGGGGGGCCAAGUGGGCAUGGCCGACUGGAUGGGCGUGGGCAGCUGGGUGGGCAUGGCCAGCUUGAUGCCAUUCACUGGGCAUGGCCGACUGGAUGGGCAUGGCCAGCUGGGUGGGCGUGGGCAGCUUGACACCACUCCCCAAACUGCUGGCCCGAUGUUUCUUCUACGCAUUGGGUAGGCCGGGCUGAAGUGACAUGGGCAAGCCCCUUACGUUUUCUAGGAUGGCACCGCAGGCUGGAUCUGACCACAUCUUGGGCCGGAUUUGGCCCUCGGUUCUUGAAUUUGACACCCUUGCUCUACACUCUCUUGCGAAUGAUAAUAUCCCGUCUGAAACUGAUUUAUUUUCAUUCUAUAGUUUUGGGUGGGUGGGUUAGAAAGGAUGGGGCACCUAUCUUGACCGCCUGUAGCGUUACUUCUGAAGAAGAUGAAAGGAUAAGGGACAUUCUGUUCAGGCUAGGAAAUUUCCAAGCUGGGUCAAACGGUAAAGACGCCGUAAAAGGGUCACAAGUCACGUUUGAGAUUUGGGUUAAAAAAAGAUGAGAUUCUCACAUUUCAGUGGAGAGAAUGCCUCACCGUGGAAAGGAGAGCAGAGGUUGUACAGCCUCCGGGUUCAAGGACCACAGAGAGUCCUCGACUUACAACGGAAAUUGGGGCCAGAGUUUUCGUUGCUAAGCCAGCUGGUUGUUAAGUGAGUCACGGCCAAUUUUAUAACCUUUCUUGGCACGAUUGAUAAGCAAAUCUCUGCAGUUGUGAAAGGCGUCGGGAGGGUUGUUGAGCAAAUCCGGUUUCUCCCAUUGACUUUGUUUGGCAAAGCGGUGAUAAUUCGCAUAUUAAAAAUAUUCAUUUCUCAA